Messenger RNA from Bombus terrestris (buff-tailed bumblebee), 1650 nucleotides. It is a transcript of the gene bou, whose product is annotated as U-scoloptoxin(05)-Sm1a. The record is from RefSeq and is a predicted model, not a curated record. Gene Ontology annotation, biological process: sleep; regulation of synaptic transmission, cholinergic; positive regulation of voltage-gated potassium channel activity. The transcript is spliced from 4 exons. Bases 294 to 875 code for a protein of 193 amino acids. NCBI's taxonomy places the organism in Eukaryota, Metazoa, Arthropoda, Insecta, Hymenoptera, Apidae.
AAAUCGAUUAUAGAUCGAGCGAUCUACUCACUUCGACCAUUUUCGGUUCAAGUCGGAGCGGAUCGGCUACGUCAUACUACUUACUUCUUUAUGCAUGGUCCUCUCUCUAGCUUAGUCAGUCGCUUUCGCGUCGUUGUUCCGUUCAUUCAGAUGGUUGUAAAUUCGAACGGAAAUUAGACUUGUGUACAGAUGUAAUUGUUUUAGCAAGUGAUUCCAAGCAAACAUAUAAGAACAUUACAUUGCAGUUAUCAAAAGUGUUUUGUGCUUUAUCUUUGGUAAAGAGAUCUUUCGAAAUGGGCGCCAUUGGCGGCAUUAGGAGCUACACAUUUUUCGCGGCAUUCCUGCUUUUCGUCGAAAGUGUGCACAGUUUACAAUGUUAUCAAUGCGUCAGUACAAACAACACCGACCCCUUCCAAUGCAACGAAUUUCUCUCGAGCGACAUCGAUAUCAAACCACAGCCUUGCGAUGCUGUUUACGAGGCGCAGUAUUGUGUGAAGCACACUGGUCGAUUCGAGGCGACCAGUCUGGAUUGCUACCAGUGUACGUCGGAAGAAGAACUGAGUUGCGGAGAUAGCAAUUUGGUAAUAAGUACCUUACAACCAACGAACUGCAGUCAUGUAUACGAUGCACAGUACUGUAUCAUAUCGGUCGGACGAUUCGGAGGUGGAAUAGGCACGAAACGAUUCUGUUCAGCACUGGAUCUGGGGAAUUAUUGCGAUUACGUGAAACAACAGGGUGACAAGUUAAGUUACCGAACCUGUAUCUUCACUUGUACCGGAGACGGAUGCAAUCCAGCGGCCAUUUUGAUACCAAAUAUCGCAUCGAUGGUACCAGUUGGAUUAUUAGUAGUUUACGAAUUAUUCUUCGUAAGGUAGAUAUUCUUAUACGAUAAAAUUCUUUUGAAUGCAUAUUUUAUGCACUCAAGAUAAAUGUAAAAUCAGUUUUUUAAAUCUAUUCCGUCCUUAAUGUGUUAGCACGAAGUAAUACGGAAUGUCAAUUUUUGACGUACCUUAGGGGAACAAUUUGCACUCGAUUAAUUGUAUAAAAUGACACUGACGUGCCUUCUCUUUUUAACAAAAUAUUAAACGAAGGUACUAAUUAGUAGUUACCAAUAUAAUUAUAGUUAAUAACACAUUUUAUAUUUAUAUUUAACCUGCGUCGUCAUAGAUUUAAUAUUUCUUUUCGACUGUACAAUUGCAAAUACGCUUAUACUUGUCUAAAAUAAUUGUGGCUUGCGUAGCACAAAAAAAAGAUUCUAGUGUUUAGAAUUUAUUAAUAAGUUUCAAUUAAUCGACACGUUCGUAAUAUGAAUUACAAUUAAGGUACCCAUUCCUAAUACCGAAUUUUAAUGACGUUAAGUUUCCAUUCGUACACAACUAUUAAGCUGUGUACUUACAUAUAGUUAUUUUUUUACCAUAUUAUUUUUUUUUUAUUAAUUUAACAAAGAUCUAGAUUACUUAUUUUUGUAUAUUUUUGUACAAAAUACGAAUCUUUUUCAUAUUUGAACAGUGUAGAUACGAAAACCUACUGUGUUUCUCUUUUUUAAUUCUUCUUUUUUUUCUAAACAUACAACAUGAACAAUUCUAGAAUUAGAUUUAGAUACUAAGGAACAUUCUGUAUGAAUUACAAGAUAAUAUAAAUGCGAUCGAA